Entelurus aequoreus (snake pipefish) is the source of this 1492-nucleotide messenger RNA. Its product is annotated as zinc finger protein 426-like. Gene Ontology annotation, molecular function: RNA polymerase II cis-regulatory region sequence-specific DNA binding; DNA-binding transcription factor activity. NCBI's taxonomy places the organism in Eukaryota, Metazoa, Chordata, Actinopteri, Syngnathiformes, Syngnathidae. The record is from RefSeq and is a predicted model, not a curated record. Gene Ontology annotation, biological process: regulation of transcription by RNA polymerase II. The transcript has 2 exons. The coding region runs from base 91 to 1137 and encodes 348 amino acids.
UCCAAGCAGCGUAACACCAAGCCGGAAGUACAACAAACAAUUGCUGCUACGUUAGCCGCUAAAUGCUCAGCCUUUCGCUGGUCACCGCCAAUGUCAGCAGCACACACAACUAUGUCGAAGUUCCACCACCUCAGGACUUUUGUCAACGAGCGACUGACUGCCGCCGCCGAAGAGAUAUUUGGUGUUUUCGAGAAAACUAUGGUCGCCUAUGAGGCGGAGAUGGAUCGUCGGUUGAAGCUUCUGGAUGUGGCCUGCAAACCAGCACACAGAGCAGAAUCUCCACAGCCGAGUCUGUGUCCCCAGGAGAGCAUCUCCAGUGUGGAGCAGGAGCUUCAAGAGCCCACACACAUUAAAGUGGAACAAGAGGACCUUCUCAAUGAAGAGCAUCUUCUUCCAAAACAGGAGGAUUACUUUUCCAAUCGUGAAGCCCUUGGAGCCUGGCCACUUGUUUUGGACUGCGAGCAGAAUGAAAGUGAGGCGGAAAAAGACGCCACAGCUCCGAGGUUACGAUCAGAAUCGGAGAGUGGUGAUUUUGAUGUGUCAGGACUGAACGGCGAUCAUCCAAUGCUCUUCCAGGACUACUAUCCAGAAAAUAACCAGGAGUAUAUCACUGACAACAUGGCGUCCACAUCUGCUCGAAGCAUUAAGUUGGAAUGUCAUGACCAGGACCUGGAGAACACAGACAUUCAUUGUCAGGAGCAGCUUUUUGAGCAGCCUUUCCACUGCGGCACCUUCCACGCAAACUCCCACUUGUAUGCCCAAGUAGACAUGAGGGCCCUCUCUACCGACAAACCUUUCAUUUGCAACAUUUGCGGGAAGGGAUUUGGUUUCAAACGUUACCUGGCGCAGCACAUGAUCACCCACUCCGCCGAGAAGCCGUAUGUCUGCAGCAGAUGCCGGAAGACCUUCCGACGCCAGCAAGCUCUAAAGAUCCACAUGAGGUGUCACACGGGCGAAAAGCCCUAUUUCUGCAAAACCUGCGGGAAGAGAUUCUGCCAGAGCUCAGCGCUCAGAGUUCAUCUAAGAGUCCACACGGGGGAGAAACCAUACCCCUGCAAAAUGUGCGGGAUUGGAUUCCGUAGCCUACCGGUGCUGAGAAACCACAUCAGGAGGAGCCACGAUGGAAAGAUGCUAUAGAUCCUCAAAUGAAAGGAUGUAAAUGAAGCCUUUAGACUUUCCUGGUGACUGCUCACUCCUGGUUGACCAUCAAGGAAAUCACAGACAAGACCGCACAAUUAAAUAAAGUGCAACACUCUGGUAAAGACAUGUUUCAUAUACAUCAUAAUAUAUUAAUAUUUGGACCACAGACUUCUCUAAGCACAUUGUUGGCCACAUUCACACUGCCUGAUUUGGAUUUUUUAUUUUUGUUAAAUACCGUCUUUUUAUGUAUUACCAAAAAUAUUUCUAAUGUGAGUCCGUAAAGUAGCCCGCAUGCACAUGAUGUCACACUGUGUUUACAGAAGUAAACAUUGCUCCAUUUCUCGUAACUCUC